CACGAAACAAAACAGCCGUCGGGGUCAGCGACUCGACCUCCAAUCCCUCAAUCCCCGUUCUCGCGUAUGUAGACUUCGUAAGGUAAAAGCUGCAUGAAAAUGCAUUAGCAGAUGGAUGCGCAGCUCUCUUUUAACUUCAUCCUGCACAUAUUCCAAAGCUUAUUGAGCGCCUGAUUGAACCCAACCCUCGAUUCCGCUUCAGUUACUCAGUCUACACCAGCACGCAACACCAGCGCCCAAGAUAAGAUGCCUUCAGCCUUAAUGAAGGUGACGCUGGCCGCCACAGCGCUGUCCAGUACUUCCAACUUCUUGGCCCAGAUUCUCAACUCCUACCGCAAGGAGAUCCCUUUCGUCUUCGACCCGGCGCAGUUUCUCCGCUUCGUCGCGCUCGCCUUCCUCACCGCGCCGCCCAACUACAAAUGGCAGCAGUACCUGGAGCACUGCUUUCCCUCCUACGAGCGCCGCCUUCCACUGCGAGAUAUCGAGAGCGGCCGCAAGGAAAAGGGCGACGACAGCGAGAAGAGAGUCGAAGUGGAGGCGCAUGAGAGCCGGCAGCCCCAGAGCCCGCAGGAUCAGAAGACCCUGAAGCUCAACUGGCGCAACACCUUUGCAAAGUGGUUCAUCGACUGCAUCACCAUUGGCGCGGUCCUGAAUACUGUGGCGUUCUUCGUGUUGAUGGGUGUUAUGAAGGGGCAAACGACGGCGCAGAUCGGUCACAACGUGAGAUAUGAGACCAUCCCUCUCAUAAUCGCGGGAUUCAAGAUAUGGCCGUUGGCAUCUAUCGUCAGUUUUAGUUGCUUGCCGGUAGAGAAGAGACUCAUCUUCUUGAACUUUAUUGGGCUCCUUUGGGGGAUUUACAUGAGCUUGGUUGCUGCUAGGGUUUGAGGAGAUCCUAUACAGGACAAUGAAAAUACAGGUCGUCCGAUUUGAAUGAUUUACGGCUAGGCAGACGUCGAAUGCGAUACAUAUCAGUCA
Molecule: messenger RNA, 975 nt
Organism: Truncatella angustata
Lineage: Eukaryota; Fungi; Ascomycota; Sordariomycetes; Amphisphaeriales; Sporocadaceae
Exons: 2
Coding region: 247-885 (212 amino acids)
Cellular component (GO): cytoplasm; membrane
Source: RefSeq, a predicted model, not a curated record